GACAGAACCCCCUCUCACGUCCCCAUGGCAGCACACGUGUUACCAGUGUGUGAGUGCGGUGUGAAGCCGGCGCGUUUCAGCCAGACGGUCAUGGAGAUUUUACUGCACGAGGCUCGGAACGGGACGAGCCCUCAGCAGGAGAACCCGCGUGGGAUUACACUCGUACUGCUGCUGCUGUGUCUGGUUCUGCUGCUCGCUGUGUGGAACCGCAACGAGAAGAAGUGCUGCAUUCCAGGUCCCUGGUUUUGUCUGGGUUUGGGUCCCCUGUUGUCCUACCUCAGGUUUAUCUGGAUGGGAAUCGGGACAGCGAGUAAUUACUACAAUGAGAAGUACGGAGACAUGGUGCGAGUGUGGAUCUGUGGGGAGGAGACGCUUGUCCUCAGCAGGCCAUCUGCGGUUUAUCACGUGCUGAAACACUCCCAGUACACGUCCAGGUUCGGGAGUAAAGUCGGGCUGCAGUGUCUCGGGAUGCACGAGCAGGGAAUCAUCUUCAACUCCAACCUCGCCCUCUGGAAGAAAGUGCGCAGCUACUUCGCUAAAGCUCUAACUGGUCCAGGUCUGCAGAGGACGCUAAAAAUCUGCACCACAUCCGCAAACACACACCUGGAUGAUCUGUCUCAGCUGAUGGACGCGCAGGGACAGGUGAAUGUCCUGAACCUGCUGCGCUGCAUUGUGGUGGACAUCUCCAACCGCCUGUUCCUGGAUGUGCCACUGAACGAACAAAACCUGCUGUCCAAAAUCCACAGGUACUUCGACACGUGGCAGACGGUCUUGAUCAAACCGGACAUUUAUUUCAGACUGAAGUGGCUCCACGACAAACACAAGCACGCUGCUCAGGAACUUCACGACGCCUUUGAUGAUCUGAUUGAACAGAAACGAACUGAACUGCAGCAGGCUGAAAAACUCGACAACCUGAACUUCACUGAGGAACUGAUAUUUGCCCAGAGUCACGGUGAGCUGACGGCGGAGAACGUGAGGCAGUGUGUGUUGGAGAUGGUGAUCGCGGCUCCGGACACGCUGUCCAUCAGUGUGUUCUUCAUGCUGCUGCUGCUGAAACAGGACACGGAGGUGGAGAGACGCAUCCUGACUGAGAUACACACUGUGCUGGGUGAAGCUGAGCUGCAGCACUCUCAUCUCCCUCAGCUCCACGUUCUGGAGUGUUUCAUUAAUGAAGCUCUGCGCUUUCACCCUGUGGUGGACUUCAGCAUGCGCCGGGCGCUGGACGAUGAUGUCAUUGAGGGCUACAGGGUACCAAGAGGGACAAACAUCAUCCUGAACGUGGGCCGAAUGCACCGCUCCGAGUUCUUCCCCAAACCCUCAGAGUUCAGCCUCGACAACUUCAACAAACUGGUCCCCAGUCGUUUCUUCCAGCCCUUUGGCUCUGGUCCUCGUUCCUGUGUUGGUAAACACAUCGCCAUGGUGAUGAUGAAGGCCAUCUUGGUGUCGGUGUUGUCUCGUUUCUCCGUGUGUCCUGAGGAAAGCUGCACUGUGGAGAACAUCGCUCACACCAACGACCUCUCACAGCAACCUGUGGAGGACACACUGAGUGUACGCUUCAUCCCGCGAAACACACACACCAGAACCCAAGCGUGAACUCCUCUGUAUUACACGCAGCUGGAACCCUUACAGCUUUCCCUCUGACUGUUAUAAAGCUCUGACACUGGAGACUCCUUCCACUGAUGUAACUGCAAAGCCUCACAAAAAAA
Molecule: messenger RNA, 1706 nt
Organism: Clarias gariepinus (North African catfish)
Lineage: Eukaryota; Metazoa; Chordata; Actinopteri; Siluriformes; Clariidae
Gene: cyp19a1a
Product: aromatase
Exons: 9
Coding region: 25-1593 (522 amino acids)
Molecular function (GO): iron ion binding; monooxygenase activity; heme binding
Source: RefSeq, a predicted model, not a curated record